UGUGUGUGUGKCCGCUUGUAGGGAGAGGCGGAGGGAGCGCUGUACUGCAGUAUCACUACAUUUUCUGCACCACUCAUCAAAACUCUGCGGCAUGCAGACCAGAGCUUGAGGGGAGACACUUAUUUAGGGUGCUGGACCGCCAUUUAUUCCUCUAACAAAACAGGCCGCGUUGUGUUUUUUUAAUUGUAAUUUCAGAUUUGCGUGCGCUAAUGGUCGAGUAAGCCAGUUUCUUGAAUUUACCGGCGAUAAAACAGACUCUGGGUAAUUGUUGCUCUCUAUUUGGAAGGUUUUAAAGGCAAUUAUCUAUUUAGGACACAAUGGCGAAGGAUGGAGAAAAGGGCGCGUGGACAGAGUUUAUAUGGAACCCCAGGACCAGGGAGUUUCUGGGCAGAACGGCGAGCAGCUGGGGUCUCAUUUUCGUCUUCUACUUAGUUUUCUACCUCUUCCUGGGAGGCAUGUUUGCUCUCACCAUGUACAUCAUGCUGCAGACACUCGAUGACCACAAACCCACCUGGCAGGACAGGCUCUCCACACCAGGUCUGGUGAUCAGACCUCACGCCAAUGAAAUUUUUGAGAUUGUCUACAAGAUCCAGGACACGGAGAGCUGGGACAUGUACGCUCAGGCGCUGGACAAGUUCUUGUCACCCUACAACGACUCCAUCCAGGCCCAGAAAAACACCGAGUGCAGGCCCGACGUCUACUUUGAGCAGGAGGACAGCGGCGACGUGAAGAACAACCCCAAACGCUCCUGUCAGUUCAAUCGCACCRUCCUCGACAUGUGCUCCGGCAUCCACGACCGUUACUAUGGAUACCAGGAUGGAAAGCCGUGCAUCAUCAUCAAGCUGAAUCGGGUGAUUGGGUUAACGCCAGGAAAACCUGGACAGGCUCCAUUUAUCACCUGCGGAGCGAAGAAAGACGACUCGGAUAAAAUUGGAGAGAUGGUUUACUUCCCUCCAAACGGCACAUUUAAUCUGAUGUACUACCCUUACUAUGGCAAGAAAGCUCAGGUGAACUACUCUCAGCCUUUGGUCGCUGUCAAGUUCCUAAACAUCACCGUAAACGAAGACGUCAACAUCGAGUGCAAGGUCCACGCCACCGGCUUUCCAGCCGGAAAUGAAAGAGACAAGUUUGCCGGGAGGGUGUCGUUCAAGCUGAGGAUCAACAGCGACAUCUAGGUUGCCCCCCCCCCCCACGCCCCCACUACCGUCCCCUACACCACGAAAAGCAACUCUCUUCAUUCCCUGCAGCACUGCACACACAGAAAACAAAUCACAGCAUUCCCACCUUUUAUGACUAGUUUACACCCCCUUUAAAAUAUAUUUUCUUUGGUUUUUCUAAAUGGGUAUAAAAUUGUGGGACAAGAUGUGAUAAAAGAGGGGUAAAGCUGUCAUUGUUUCUGUCUGUGGGCAAUCGGACGAAUUCUUUUCUGUAAUUUUGAGGUGACGUCUUAUUUAUACUGCAUGAUAAAUUAACGGGGUGUUAAGGGUGUGUUUUCAAAAGUUAAACGGAUCAGCAACAUUACCGGAGUAAACGCCGCUCACCUCCUGCUGCCUCCUCACAGAUUAACCCUCUCUAUAUGAAAAUACGUACAAAGAUAAAACACAAAAUAUCCACAGUAUUUAUUAUAACCUCAUGUAAGUCUAUUUUGUUGCACUUAAAGGAAAAAAAAUCCAACAAACUAGCUUAUUUCUUGGUGGAUGGAUGCAGAGUUGAAGCCAUUUGCAUGUGUGUGCCGUCUUUAGCGUGAUCAAAUUGAGAUAAGAUAAUGUACUGACCACCAGGAGGGGCCGAACCUUAAAUAUAACGCCCCCACGCACGAAAAAUGUGUGAGAAAACAGGGUACAGGAAGAGCAACGUGUCGGGAGAUUAAAACAGGAGAGUGUGUGACCUGGUUUAUGUUACCUUUUUAUGACAGUUUCUGGUAUAAACACCUAACCUUGUCAGAACCAGUUGUGCUUUUGGGGACCAAAGACUGGUUCUAAUAUGUUAGAACUCUGUUUUUGGGUUAAGGGUUAGGCUCCAGAAAUGAAUGGAAGUCAAUGAACGGUCCUAAUAAGGAGAGAAAUACAAGGUUGUGUUCGCGUGUGUGUGUGUGUGUGUGUGUGUGUGUGUGUGUGUGUGUGUGU
This is a messenger RNA of Austrofundulus limnaeus, 2126 nucleotides long. It is a transcript of the gene atp1b2b, whose product is annotated as ATPase Na+/K+ transporting subunit beta 2b. Gene Ontology annotation, biological process: intracellular sodium ion homeostasis; potassium ion import across plasma membrane; sodium ion export across plasma membrane. The transcript is spliced from 7 exons. Gene Ontology annotation, molecular function: ATPase activator activity. Gene Ontology annotation, cellular component: sodium:potassium-exchanging ATPase complex. The record is from RefSeq and is a predicted model, not a curated record. NCBI's taxonomy places the organism in Eukaryota, Metazoa, Chordata, Actinopteri, Cyprinodontiformes, Rivulidae. Bases 318 to 1175 code for a protein of 285 amino acids.